Messenger RNA from Anolis sagrei ordinatus, 3898 nucleotides. It is a transcript of the gene EIF4E3, whose product is annotated as eukaryotic translation initiation factor 4E family member 3. Gene Ontology annotation, molecular function: translation initiation factor activity; RNA 7-methylguanosine cap binding. Lineage: Eukaryota; Metazoa; Chordata; Lepidosauria; Squamata; Anolidae. Gene Ontology annotation, cellular component: eukaryotic translation initiation factor 4F complex. The record is from RefSeq and is a predicted model, not a curated record. Gene Ontology annotation, biological process: translational initiation.
GCCGGGGAGAGAAAGGAAGGAAGGAAGGGAGAGAGGAAGGGAGGGCAGAAGGCAGGCAGGCGGGCCAUGGCGCUGAGCGGCCCCGAAAGGCAGCCGGAGCCCCCGCCAAGGAGCAGCAGCAGCAGCGACGCCGCGGCCACCGAGGAGGAGGAGGAGGCCGAGCUGGACCCGCAGAGGCUCCGCGCCCUGGAGCCCGAGGACGGCGGCGCGCCCGGGAUCCCGCUCCACUCGCCCUGGACCUUCUGGCUCGACAAAUCACUUCCUGGCACCACAGCAGCCGAAUGUGCAUCAAAUUUGAAGAAGAUCUACACAGUACAAACUGUACAGAUCUUUUGGAGUGUUUAUAAUAAUAUUCCUCCUGUGACAAACCUGCCUCUGAGAUGUAGCUAUCAUUUAAUGCGUGGAGAAAGACGACCGCUGUGGGAAGAAGAAAGCAAUGCCAAAGGAGGUGUGUGGAAAAUGAAAGUCCCCAAAGACAAUACGUCUGCUGUUUGGAAAGAGCUGUUGCUGGCUACUAUUGGGGAACAGUUUGCUGACCGCUGUGCCGGAGGUGACGAAGUAAUAGGGGUUAGUGUCAGUGUUCGGGACCGGGAAGAUGUCGUCCAAGUCUGGAAUGUCAAUGCGUCACUAGCGAGUGAAGCGACAGUUUUAGAAAAGAUCUAUGAACUUCUGCCACACAUGUCUUUUAAAGCAGUUUUUUACAAACCUCACAAAGAACACCAUGCCUUCGAAGGUGGACGUGGGCGACAUUAACAGGACUGAACUCAUAAAUUGUAAUUUUUUUUCCUUUUUUCGAGAUCAUUGUAAUGGGAAGACGGACAGAAGCACCACAAUCCCCGUUUCAUUUUAGAUUCUUUUCUAUUCCUCUUGAGCCACUGUUUUACCCAAAAUCAAGGAGAAUUGCGCCUCUGUUUCUGAUGCUGAGGUUUAUUUUGACUUCUCAAUGCAAAAAAAGUCUCUCCUAUUUAAUUAUUGCUUUCCUUUGAUGGUUGAGGAUUUUGUGGUUAAGUAUUUUGCUGUAUGUAGUUUUUAAGGCCAAUGUGCACAGGCAUGAUAUAUUCUCCAUUUUCCAAGAUUCGCUGCACCUCAGGAGAGAAUGGCUUUGUUGAACCAUGGUUUCUAUUCUGCUUCGUAUUGUUUGCUUUGAGACAUUCCUGUCGAGCAAAGAUCCUACUCACUUCGAAAUUUGCACUGUUGUAAUAUGCAUUAAUGUGCUCCAUGGGAAUGAAUGGAGCUUGCACAGCAGCGGGGCUGACCAGAUGGCUUUCAGUCAUGCCCAACUUAUGCACUGAUAAUGCCCCUACUGUAAGUUAAAAUCACUGGGCAGAGCCUGUGAACCCCGAAUUUAUUUCUGUUUUAACUUAUUCCCAAGACAGAAACACUUCAACAGGCAUUGAGUUGGUAUACACUUGAUGAGAGCCCACAAUUUAGUGGAGUCAGGGUGGAUGUUACCAUCAGGCAGACUGCAAACCAAACUAGGCUGUGCACAAAUACCGUAUUCAUUCUCUUCUAAGAUGCCAUCAGUUGAAAGAUGCACACUCAUUUCAUUUCAUUUCAUUCUUUAUUUAUAUACCGUAUAUACUCGACUAUAAGCUGAGUUUUUCAACUCUUUUUUAGGACUGAAAAAGCCCCCCCCCCCCACCUCGGCUUAUUUAAACUCAAGUGAGGGUCCUGGUCGGCUUGUAUUCAGAUCGGCUUAUACUCAACUAUAGGUAAUCAGAGUUGGACAGUCUUAUCUUAAAUUACAGUUUUAAUAUUCAAAAUGUUAAAUAUUCAAAAGCAUUUAACCUACUGAUGCCUCGGUUAAUGUAAUCUUAUUGGUAUCUUGAAGGAGCUGGAGGUGGCAACGGCCGACAGGGAGCACUGGUGUGGGGUCAUGCAUGAGGUCACAAAGAGUCGGUAGCGAUUGAACAAAUUUUUAUUUUUGAAAUUAACCAGUAGCUGCUGCAUUUCCCACCCUCGGCUUAUACUCGAGUCAAUAAGUUUUCCUAGUUUUUUGUGGUAAAAUUAGGUGCCUCGGCUUAUAUUUGGGUCGGCUUAUACUCGAGUAUAUACGUUAUACAAGAACCACCCACGAUUCCAAGAUGCACCCCAUUUUUAGAGCUGUCUGUAGUGAGGGAAGUGUGUCAUAGAAUUGAAGAAAUACGGUAAAAUGCUGUUAGUGAUCCAUUGUGAUUUCUGUUGUCAUAGCAGUACUUGACCUGUUGCAAUCAAAGCUCAGGGAAGUUAUUUUUGGACUAUGGAAAUGUAGCCUGAAAAGUCACUUUUUUGGUUCUCUGGCCACAAUUGUGCAAAGGAAGCUCAAGAAAGUUAUUUUUAAACUAUGAAAAGUAACUUUUUUUCUUAGCUCUGGCCUUACUUGUGCUAAAGAAGGUCAAAAAAGUUAUUUUUGAACUAUGGAACUGUAGGGUUGAUGUGAGUUUUCCGGCUUGUAUGGCCAUGUUCCAGAAGCAUCCUCUCCUGAUGUUCCACCCACAUCUAUGGCAAGCAUCCUCAGAGGUUGUGAGGUCUGUUGGAAACUAAGCAAGUAGGGUUUAUAUAUCUGUGGAAUGUUCAGAGAAAGAACUCUUGUCUGUUUGAGGCAGAUGUGAAUGUUGCAAAUUGCCACCUUGAUUAGCAUUGAAUGGCCUUGUAGCUUCAAAGCCUGGCUGAUCCUGCCUGGGGAUUCCUUUGUUGAGAGGUGUUAGCCCACCCUGGUUGAUUCUUGCCUGGAAUUCCCCUGUUUUUUGAGUGUUGCUCUUUAUUUACUGUCCUGAUUUUAGAGUUUUUUAAUACUCAAGCAGACAAGAGUUCUUUCUCCUACCCUGGACUUUCCACAGAUAUAUGAACCUCACUUGCUUGGUUUCUAACAGAUCCCUCAACCUCUGAGGAUGCUUGCCAUAGAUGUGGUCGGAACAUCAGGAGAGAAUGCUUCUGGAACAUGAUCGUACAGCCCGGAAAACACACAGCAAUCUAGUUCCGGCCAUGAAAGCCUUUGGCAACACAUAUGGAACUGUAACCUGAAAAGUAAUUUUUUUCUGAGCUCUGGCCACAGUUGCACGAAGGACAUUUAAUAAGUUAUUUUAGGUAGGAAUUGUAGCCUCAAAAGUCACUUUGCUGAGCUCUGGCUAUAGUUGUGGUCAUUAUAUUGUGAAAGUUACCAUCAAAUAUGGAGCAGUAAUUUUGAAUUUUUUUCUGACUACCUUAGAAAUCUUUUUAAGAGAAAUGAAUGAUAUUUCAGUAGGAAACCACAGACUCUCUAUUUUGGAAACAGCUAAUUUUGAUUUUGAAAAAAGUCGUCUUCUGAAAUUUCAAAAAACCGAAUCUUUCGGAAUCUCUGCUGUGGGUCUCCCUUAUAAUAGGAACCUUCACAUGCAUACUUUUAGCACACUUGUUAUAAAACAGAUCUUUCCUAUCCACCAACUCACUCUGAUCAUAUCCCAUUGAAAACCAGUAAUUUUAUUGUAAAAUGCAGUACAACUGUGUGUAGUUAUUACAAGCUAUCAUGGCGCCUUAAGUACAAUGUAGAGAGAAGUCCAUUACACUUUGAAGCAUGAAUGUGAAAAUGUUCAGCAUUUAGUUGAUGUCGUUUUCCUCUCCAUACUGAUUUAUUGGAGGUUUUGGUAUAUUUUUAUUACAGUACCAAAGAUUUAUUUAGUUCCUCACAAGGGGAUGCCAGUGGGGUAGAGAAAUAGUGCAUCUAUCUAGGCUGAAUUGCUGGAUUAGUAUUAGUAUUUUUAAAAUUGUUCUGACUGCACUGAUAUUGACCCGUUUUAAUUUCACAAGAGGUGCCCAUUGGAAUUCAGCGCAUUUCUAAAUAAAUCAAUUUUCCCCUUUUUAAUUUUUGUACUAGUUCAUCUGUAUUUAUGAAUUAAACUUGUGCAUUUAACGAGCAUUAUUAAAAAGUUUUAUAAACUCA